This is a messenger RNA of Mustela lutreola (European mink), 3372 nucleotides long. RefSeq names its product tripartite motif containing 59 (gene TRIM59). Gene Ontology annotation, cellular component: intraciliary transport particle B; centrosome; cilium. Gene Ontology annotation, molecular function: zinc ion binding. The record is from RefSeq and is a predicted model, not a curated record. The transcript has 3 exons. The coding region runs from base 215 to 1426 and encodes 403 amino acids. Gene Ontology annotation, biological process: cilium assembly. NCBI's taxonomy places the organism in Eukaryota, Metazoa, Chordata, Mammalia, Carnivora, Mustelidae.
GCCCCGUCUGGGCACCUGAAAUCCCUCAGGGCGGAGGAGGGCGGGGACGCCAAGCAUCUCGGGGACGCGGAGCGUGGAGGCCGUACAGCUGUUCUGGCCUGUGGAGUAGGUUGGUCUCAAACUCCCCGUGAACACGAAUACAAGAAACUGAGUAAGUUGGAGAAGAUAAAGUAUAUUCAGUCGCUAAUCCAGAAGAUCAGCAGCAAAGUAGGAAAUGCACAAUUUUGAGGACGAGUUAACAUGUCCCAUUUGUUACAGUAUUUUUGAAGAUCCUCGUGUACUACCAUGCUCUCAUACAUUUUGUAGAAAUUGCUUGGAAAACGUUCUUCAGGCAUCUGGGAACUUUUAUAUAUGGAGACCUUUACGAAUUCCACUCAAGUGCCCCAAUUGCAGAAGUAUUAUUGAAAUUGCUCCAACUGGUAUUGAAUCUUUACCUGUUAAUUUUGCAUUAAGGGCUAUUAUUGAAAAGUAUCAGCAAGAAGACCAUCCAGAUAUUGUCACCUGUCCUGAACAUUACAGACAACCAUUAAAUGUUUACUGUCUCCUAGAUAAAAAACUAGUUUGUGGUCAUUGCCUUACCAUAGGUCAACAUCAUGGUCAUCCCAUUGAUGAUCUUCAAAGUGCUUAUCUGAAAGAAAAGGACACGCCUCAGAAACUACUUGAACAGUUAACCGACACACACUGGACAGAUCUUACUCAACUUAUCGAAAAGCUGGAAGAACAGAAAUCUCAUUCAGAAAAAAUGGUCCAAAGUGAUAAGGAAGUUGUUCUCCAGUAUUUUAAGGAGCUUAGUGAUGUAUUAGAACAGAAAAAAAAAUUUUUCCUAGCUGCUCUCUGUGAUGUUAGCAAUCUGAUUAAUCAAGAAUAUACUCCACAAAUUGAAAGAAUGAAAGAAAUAAGAGAGCAGCAACUUGAAUUGAUGACACUGACAGCAUCUUUACAGGAGGAGUCUCCACUUAAAUUUCUUGAAAAAGUUGAUGAUAUCCGCCAACAUGUGCAGAUUUUGAAACAAAGACCACUUCCUGAGGUCCAACCUGUUGAAAUUUAUCCUCGAGUAAGCCAAAUAUUGAAAGAAGAUUGGAGCAGAACAGAAAUUGGACAAAUUAAGAAACUUCUCAUUCCUGAAAUGAAAAUUUCUUCAAAGAGGAUGCCAUGUUCCUGGCCUGAUAAAGAUGAGAAAGAAGUUGAAUUUUUUAAGAUUUUAAACAUUGUUAUAGUUACUUUAAUUUCAGUGAUCCUGAUGUUGAUCCUCUUUUUUAACCAACACAUAAUAACCUUCUUAAAUGAAAUCACUUCAAUAUGUUUUUCUGAAGUUUCUUUAUCUGUUUACCAAAGUUUAUCUAACAAUCUGCAUGAUUUAAAGAAUAUGCUAUGUCACACUUUAUAUUUACUGAAGGAAUUCAUGUGGAAAAUAGUUUCUCAUUGAAAAUUCAAAUCUGAAUUGUUUAAGUAGGCUUAUUCUGUAGAGCCGACUAAUAGCCAUUGCUAAAGGGAGAUAUAGGGUAGGAUGGACAAAUAACAAAGUAAACUAUCAGAUUUACAGCAAAUAUAGAAAUAUGUUAAACCAUCCAUGCUGCUUAGCUAGAAAUUUGUCAGAAAUGAUACAUAAGGUGUCUUAACCAGAAUAUCUAGUUUACUUGAUUUAAUAUAUUAUCCCAUUUUAUUUGCUUGAGGUUGGUAUUAUUGUUGUGGCACUGAAAUACUCCUGUAUCAAUACUGUCUUUUAGCUUUUUUUUUGUCUUUUAGCAUUCUGUUACUGCAGUGGAUAGUGUUGCAGUUAUGUAAAAAUAGUUUUUAGAUAAAAAAAUCCUUAAAGUGUAAAGGCCUUUAUUUUGAUGUGGCUUAAAGCCUUUGGCCAAAUAAAGAUGUUGAGUAGAGGUAUUAAAUUCAAGUAGCAAAGUCUAAUUGAUAAGGGAUUGUUUACAUUAAGGAUAUUUUUGAUCAAAUAUAUCUGAUUACCUGAUAACAUUAAUGUAUUUUAAGAUAGACUUAAGAGCCCUAGAAUGUUUAUCAACCUUCAUUCCUGACAAAGCUAUGGCUUUUGGAAAUACAUUGUUAGGGAACAAGCAGUGAACUUUUUCAAAUAAUGGUUCUAUUUUAUUCUGUGGUUUGUGUAAAUUUAACGUUUUGGUUAGUGCUUUAGUCUUGCCAGUCAAAUCUGUUCUUGGAUAAAAACUCAAAACGUUACUAGCAUUGUAUAUUGUUGAUAACUUCCAUCAUUAGAUUUAGGUGGCAUCAUGCUAACUCUUAUUUGUCUUAAAAAAUGGUCUUUUUGUGCUAUUUGCUAAUGCUAUUAUCAAAGUACCAAUAAUUUAACUUUCUUAAAUUUUGCUUAAAUGGGAGCCUGUGUGGCUAUUUAGUCAAAUCCCUUUGAUUAGUUCCCUUAUUGUUAAUAGGGACUGGAAUUGUGGUGCUUGUGGUAGGACUUCUGGCUUGCCCCUUUUGUUCAUGAAAAUGUUAAGUAAAAGAUCAUUUUCCAGAAAUUCCAAAUUGGCUGUUGCUCUUAGAUCCAUUCCCUAGGAGCCCUAUGUAGUUCAGACUUUCAGGUCAUUUUGGGGAAUGCUCCUGGUCCUAUACUACAUAUAAAUUAUGAGUUAAUAUGGCUGUAGUUCUAAAAUGUUCCUAAUGUCUUAUCUGCUGAGAAUAUCAACACAAAGAUGGCUGGCUGUAUUAAGUCAAAUACAUGACCAGAAUCAGAAUAUAUAUAUAGCACAAUUAACAAUCACAGAGGCAAAGAACACUUGGAGGUUAUUAAUGGUGGUGGUGGUGAGCUAAAUAUUAAGGUAUUAAAAUAUAAAUACAACACAGUAACUUAGAUUGAAGUUGGUUGGUCACAAUACAAAAAUGCCUCUUUUUUUGAAUACACAUAUUAGUAAGCAUUGAAAUUUCUAGCUGUUUGUGUCAAGCACUUCAUGUCAGGUUUCUGAAGUAGGUAUUAUCUUCUUUUUGUAGAUAAGGAAACAAUGAGAAGCAAGCGGUUUGCCUAAGGCCAUACAGCCAGCAUAAGGGACAGUAUAUUUUUAGUGUUUCUGCUGUUAUGCUACCAAAACCUUGAGCCAAGAUUUUUAUUCAAUUAGGACUAAUUUAUGUCUAAGAAUCUAUUUAUAUAGCUAAAGAUUGGGACCAUAUACUUAUUAUUAACACAUUUUAGGUUUGACAUUGUUAAGUUGCCAGUUCUUAGACAAAACUGAAUUUUAUGUAGUGUGUAUGAAUAUAGUCAAGAAUACAAAUUAUUGAUUCUUAAUACAUGCUUUUCUGUUUUAUAAUUCUUAUCAAGAGAAUGAAACUGUAAAACUUAAAGUAUAUAAUCUCAAUAUUUCUAAGUUUUAUGUAUAACAAAAUAUAUUUUAAUAAACUUAUUUUGCUAUUUUA